UUGUUUAAAAAAGGUAAAUAAUUUGUGUAUGAUGUGAGAGUUCUUCUAUCUUCGUGGAUUUUGGAAAAGCUUGACUGAGUGAGCUGAGCGGGAAAAGAAAUAGAAAAAUGGCGGCAAAGAAGGAAGCCGAUGAGGGUUCCGGUUCCACAGCGGCGGAACAAGUAUGCUGGAGAAAACAAGUUGACGAUAACCUAAAGAGGCUCCAUUCCCUCCACUUGGGCGCCGAAACGGCUCUCAAGAAACGCGACUUCUCUUCGGCUCAAAUCCUGGGGCUCCGCCUCCUUGGCUUCCUUGACUCUCAUUCUCAUUCCGAACUCGACCACGCCUUUGUCCGUCCCAUUCGAUGCGAAGCUAUCUCUAACAUUGAUUCCGCUCGCCGUUCUCUCAUUUCCGAUUCUGAUCGAAAAGCAUUUGAGCUAGCAAAGAAAGCUCCAACAUGUGUUUUUGGCUCAAGAGGAGAUAUUGAUACUGAGAAGAUUAAGCAAUCAAAGUACUUCCGAGCUCUUAUUCAGCACUCUAAUGGAAUAACUCUAAAUGAACUGGGAGAUCAAUCGGUGAAGCAGGACAAACCGAGUAGCAAGGCCCUUAAUUCUAAUAAUCAAGCAAAGCGGAUAGCAUUGAGAAGCAACUUUUCAAGGGAGAAUAACAACAUAUCCCCAAAGUACACAACCUCUGGAAGUUGCAACUAUGAUGAAUGCAGAAUUGUAGAAAAGCCCAUGUCAUUUCAUAAUCAGACUAAAAGUCAACGCUCAUUGUUUAUUCAAAAGGACGAGGAAGAAAGAACCUCUGGAAAUUCCUUGGGUGCAAAACGGAUGCAUGUGGAUAUCCGUAGCCCCAGCCUGAAGUCGCCCUUAAGUUCUGAAGAGAACAAUGAAGUUUCGGCAAAUGGAUUUGUUACUGCAAGAGCAAAAUUGGAAAUGGAUGCAAGACAAAAAAGAGGGUUAUCUGGAUCGCCCAAUGCUACUGUUUCCCCACAAAGUGAUAACAAUGGUCCAAGGGGUUAUGGUGGAAGAUCAUAUGGGUUUUCUCGUCGUGGUAUUCGUGGUAAUUUUGUUCCCCCUAUUAAAUCCAAUGGUGGCAACUCUGGGAAUUUAACUUCACGAAUUGGUGGAAAAGGCGACGAUACUGCAGAUGAUUCUACAAAGAGAUGCUUGGAAUUGCUAUGUGGUCCUGAUGGUGAGCUUCCAGAAAAAUUAAGGAAUUUGGAGCCUCGUCUUAUUGAACAUGUUAGCAAUGAGAUCAUGGACAAGGAUCCCAAUGUUCGGUGGGAGGACAUUGCUGGUCUUGAUCAUGCCAAAAAAUGUGUGACUGAGAUGGUGAUAUGGCCUCUAUUGCGUCCUGAUAUAUUUAAAGGUUGUCGUUCUCCUGGAAAAGGCCUACUUCUCUUUGGCCCACCAGGAACAGGCAAAACAAUGAUUGGAAAAGCCAUAGCUGGAGAGGCAAAAGCUACCUUCUUCUAUAUAUCUGCUAGUUCACUGACGAGCAAGUGGAUUGGCGAGGGUGAAAAGCUAGUACGAGCCCUCUUUGGAGUUGCCAGUUGUCGUCAGCCAGCUGUGAUAUUUGUUGAUGAAAUUGAUUCACUUCUCUCUCAGCGUAAAUCAGAAGGUGAACACGAAUCGAGUAGGAGACUCAAAACACAGUUCCUCAUUGAAAUGGAAGGCUUUGACAGUGGCAGCGAACAAAUUCUACUUAUAGGAGCAACAAAUCGGCCUCAGGAACUAGAUGAAGCAGCGCGGAGGCGACUUACAAAAAGGCUUUAUAUCCCUUUACCUUCCUCAGAAGCAAGAGCAUGGAUUAUACAAAAUCUACUAAAAAAGGAUGGAUUAUUCAAACUCGAAAAGGAAGAUAUCGAUACCAUAUGCAAAUUAACUGAAGGUUAUUCAGGAUCAGACAUGAAAAACUUGGUUAAGGAUGCUUCAAUGGGGCCACUGAGAGAGGCUUUGAAACAAGGCAUAGAAAUUACAAAGCUGAAAAAGGAGGAUAUGAGACCAGUAACACUGAAGGACUUUGAACAAGCAUUGCAAGAGGUUCGGCCAUCCGUUUCCUUGAAUGAACUUGGUACCUAUGAGAAAUGGAACAACCAAUUUGGAAGCUUGUCCCUCUAAUACAAUCACAGUCAAACUCAAUAUAAUAGAACUUGUAAAAAAAAAACAAAAAAAGAAAAUAAUAUUGUAAUAAUAUCAUUUUAUAGAUUUACAUGUUCUUUCUUUCUUCUUUAAAAAAACCAUAUUGUAAAGUGGCAGGCCUACUAUUAGGUCUUUAGGUGUCCAAUUCAAUAGUAAUGGCAGUUGCAAAAAAUUGAUUGAUCCAUCAACUGCCUCUGGAAUUAGAUUCGUGGUCCUCUCUUUAAUUAAUUAUAAAUGAGGUGAAUUCUCAUACUUCUUUCCUUCCCAUCCCAACAAAUAUUAUUAUUAAACAAACUAAUUAAAAUAAAAAAGAAAGAAAGAACAUGUGAAACUACAUCGUUCCAAACAAGCAUGUGCAAUAUUAGUAUUCUGACCAGGAUUUAUUAGAACAAGCUUUAUGGUUUAUUAUGUUUUUCAUUUUGAUGAUAAAGAUCCGAGAAAGUUGCUGGAAUAAAAAGCUAUAAUAUGUUAUGUAUACAAUUUUUAGCUGUAUGAUUUGUUGGUCGUACACAAUGGUUUCUUUUCUUUUCUUUUUCAACUAUUGAUUUUUGAUGAUUAUACAACAACCAAAAAAAAAAAGAGAGGCAUGUGGCAUGUUAUGCCAUCCAACAAGGUUUAAUUUAAACAAAAAAGAAAGAAAGAAAGAACCAUUGACCUUACUAUUUUAAUGCUUUUUUUGUUUUUAGAUUUUUUUUCCCUUCUUUCUUUCCAAUCUUAGUCAGUCUCUCUUCCUAACCAAAACCUUUAAUCCUCCGGCCAUGUGAGCCGUCAGUAACGGAACAAAAACCGGUCUGGUCGAACCGGUUACCGGUCUGAUCUUGAAUCUUCUGAGAAUUGAAGCCACCACAUAUUUCAUCUGAAUGAAUGCCAUUUCUUUACCAAGACAAACUCUUGGACCAGCAUGAAAGACUGGAAACUUAAAAGGGCAUACCUUCUUGAGAUUCCCUCCUGUUUCUUUCUUUGGUUCAAGAAACCACCUGUCUGGUUUAAACUCCAACCUGUCUUUUCCCCAUAAAGCUUCCAUUCUUCCCAUCCCAUAAGGGAAAUAAGUCACUCUAUCACCUGCCUUCACAUGAGUUUUGUCAGGCAACAAAUCAUCUUUUAUGGCAUGUUUUGAGUCCCAAGGUACCGGUGGAUAAAGCCUCAUGGACUCACAAAUACAAGCCUCUAACAUCUUUAAUUUCUUCAAACAUUCAUAACCCAACUUAUUACUUUCUUCAUUACCAAUAGUUUCAAUCUCUUUCACCACUUGUUUCUCAGCUUCAGGGUGACAAGAAAGUGACCAAAAUAGCCAUGUCAUUGCAGCCGAAGUUGUGUCCCUCCCAGCCAUGAUGAAACUUAUCACCAUAUCUCUAAUCACCUCCUCAUCAUGUCCAGCCAUUAUAAGCCUAGUCAAAAGAUCUUGAUCAUCAUCAUCACCACCACCAUCUUCACCGUUGAUUUUGCUCUUCCUUUGAUGAAUUAUAUCCAUAACAAAAUGAUGAACUUCCUCAACAGCAGCCUUCAACUUCUUCUCCGAACCAACACCAAACCAUCUCUUAAUUUUCCAUACUAUAAACAAAGGCGCAGCACCACGGCGUGCGCAUAUCUCAGAAGCAGCAUCAAACGCGCGCGCAAGUGGUGACACUGGCACAACACAAGGGUCCAAACUACACCUAUCAAUACCAAGUGAAACUUUGCAUAUAACAUUAAAAGCAAAACGUCUCAACAAAUCUUGUAAGUCCACAACUCCUCUGUUUUCCUCUGCCAAAGAUUCAAACAAAGGCAAUAAACAAUUCUCAACCUCAUCCUCCAAAGUGUUCAUAACAUAUUCUUGUAAAGACUUUGUACUAAACUCAUGACUUGCAAGCUUUCUUUGAGUCUUCCAUAGCUCCCCAUCUACAUUAAAUAUCCCAUAGCCAAGAAAAUCUCCAAGAAUUUCAGUAAAGGGUCUUCCUUUUGGGAAAUUAUUGAAGUUGGCUCUUAACAUAUACUCAACAUUUUCAGGGUUGGCUGUCACUAUGGUCCGCCGAGCACCAAGCCUUUGAACCACUAUGGUAUUUGUUGGUGACCCUUCUAAAAGCUCAGUAUACCAAUCAAGCAACCGAGUCUUAUUUUUGUAGAAUGAAACCAAACACCCCAAUACCGGAUAACACGGCGGGCUGCCGCCACCACCGCCACUGCUGCCGCCUCCUUUUCCGGUGAGUACUCGCCGGAGAUGACAUAGUAUUUGGUGUAUUAAGUAGAACAACACUACUAAAACCAAAAGAAACGGUAGUAAUGGUUGAUCAAGUAAGAGAGACAUGGAUAAUAACAUUACACUGCUCAUUAUAAUUAUGACAUGAAAAAAAUGAAAUUUUGAAAUGGUCUUUUUAUUAUAAAAAUUAAAACCAAACAAACAAUCAACUUGGAUUGAUGUUGGCGUUUUAUGCUUUUGGUUUUGGACACUUGACACAAUAGUAUUUUUAUCAAGUUCUUUCUAAGAGGGGUUUGUAAUAAUAAUUUAAUGAAGAGACCAUAUUUAUAAUAAUUAACAACAACAACAAUAAUAAUAAUAAUAAUAAUAGUCUCAUUUAU
Messenger RNA from Cannabis sativa, 4682 nucleotides. Its product is annotated as ATPase family AAA domain-containing protein FIGL1. Bases 108 to 2105 code for a protein of 665 amino acids. NCBI's taxonomy places the organism in Eukaryota, Viridiplantae, Streptophyta, Magnoliopsida, Rosales, Cannabaceae. Gene Ontology annotation, molecular function: ATP binding; ATP hydrolysis activity. The transcript is spliced from 13 exons. The record is from RefSeq and is a predicted model, not a curated record.